AUGGUUUCGUUCCCAUAAUAAAUAGAAUUAAAUUAUUUUCCUUAAGAUAUUGAAUGCUUUUACAAAAUAGGAACUACAGAACAUUUAAGCACACCUUGCGAAUAUAACAGUAAAUGCGAAGUUUAUAUUAAAGUAAGAAAUAUAGUUAAAGGAGAAUCAAGCGUAGCAAUAGGUCCUAUCUAAAAUCCAAAUAACAUAUCUGGCACAUCGUUUUUCAGGUUAUGUAUCUUAUACAAUGACUAUGCAACAGAAUGUAAUGAUUAGUUUGGAAAAGUUUAUUUUGGAAGAAAACCAGGUAAAGAUAUAUACAAAUUUUAAACAUAGCUAAAUAGUAUUAAUACACAUAUUCAAAUGUAUAAAAAUUGA
Tetrahymena thermophila SB210 is the source of this 366-nucleotide messenger RNA. RefSeq lists its product as hypothetical. The record is from RefSeq and is a predicted model, not a curated record. Lineage: Eukaryota; Ciliophora; Oligohymenophorea; Hymenostomatida; Tetrahymenidae. The transcript has a single exon.